GACCUCAUCCUGAAAGUGGUGGCCCCAAAGUUCGAGAUGGACCUGGAGAUGAUCUUUGGUGCCGACCAGUCGAACGAAUACCGGCUGCAGGCCAUCGAGCAUGCGCAGUCGCCCAUCAACAAGCACCCGGUGACAGGUCAGCCAGUGUGGUUCUGCAAUCUGCACAACCACAGCCGCUACCUGCGCGACCGCCGGCCCUGCACAGUUCCUGAGGUGGGAAUGACCGAUGUGUACAGCGGAGACCUCUCCACGAUCCCCUACGACGAUGUCAGGCACAUCAACGAGGUGUGCGAGCGAAACAUCGUGACGAUGUCCAUGAAGAAGGGCGAUGUGGUCCUUCUGGACAACUACCGGGUGCUCCACGGCCGCAACACCUUCAAGGGUGACCGCAAGCACGCCGUCACCUGGUUCGAGUCUUGCGGCGAGCCGCUGUCUUCAGGUGAGGCCAAGAAGGACACACCGGAUGAUUUCAUGAACAACCUCAUCAACAAGACCCUGGUUUGA
Molecule: messenger RNA, 504 nt
Organism: Symbiodinium sp. CCMP2456
Lineage: Eukaryota; Dinophyceae; Suessiales; Symbiodiniaceae
Source: the annotation of a GenBank genome assembly